AUGUCGAUUGAUAUAGCACAUGCCUUUCUAUCCAUAUUUGUCUGUCUGGUGUGGUGUUUGAUGCUCUUAGGGUUAGCCAUUGUAUUUGAAUGUCAACCCGAAUUUUUUUUUCUUUCUCUUUUUCAAUUCGAUUCAAUUGGAAUUCCAUUCAUUCCAUAAAUUCCAAAUUUUUUAGUCCAUCUUUUUAGUGUAUGCGGCCUAGAAUUAUUCGGAAAAUAACGAAUGCUUUUUUAUUCAGUGUUGAAAUCGCGUUGGAUGAACAAGUGAAAAAAACAAUGUUCAACAUUGCCAUGGCUACUAAUCCUGAUCCGAAUAAUACAUUCGGUAUAAUCGAUGUUGUUGCCGUUAAUCUCGAAUGUUUUGGCCUAAUUAUCCUUGGAUAUUUUGCACGUAAAUUUCAUCUAAUCGACCAUGGACAAACUGCCGGAUUGAAUGUAUUUCUAUCCUAUUAUGCACUGCCUGCUUUGGUAUUCUUGGCCAUUUCUUCGAUAUCGUUAUCGGAUGUCAAUGGAACAUUUGUACAGGAUAUAUUUCUAUCGAAAACAUCAAUUUUUCUCACCGUAGCAAUCAUAACAUUUAUUUUGUCAUAUAAAUCAAUGACACUACCUGCAGCAAUGAAACGUUCAGCAAUGUUUGCAAUGUUCACCACCCAAAGUAAUGAUUUUGCACUUGGUUAUCCAAUAUUGCAAUCACUGUAUGGUAACUCGAAAACUUCAUUUACCAAUUACCUGUAUAUUUUGGCACCAAUUCAGCUUCUCAUUUUGAAUCCAAUUGCAUUAUUCUUGAUUGAAAUUAGUCAAAUUCUUGAUGAACAACAUCGACAACAACAAUCGAAUAGUAAUUCUUUAUGUUUAAAAUACAUGUCAACUGUCAAACGAAUUGUUCGAAGAAUAUUCAUCAAUCCAAUUAUUUUAUCCACAUUAUUGGGCAUUGUGGUCAAUGUGGCUACCAAUGGUCAAAUUCCUAAAGUUUUCGUACCAUUUUUACAAAGUUUAUCCCAAUCUUUUUCACCAAUCGCUUUAUUUUUGCUUGGUUUAAAUAUCAACAAUGGUAGUACCACAACUCGUCGUCCAUUGAAAUUAUUUUCACAACCAUUACUCAUAACAUUGAUAUUGGUGGCCAUAAAAUUGUUUAUAAUGCCUCUAUUGAAUCGUACAAUUGUUCAACAUGUUCCAUUGUUAUUUGGCCAUCAUUAUCAUCAUGAAUUGUUGAAUGAAACAUAUUCAGAAUUUGCAUUUCUUUAUGGUACAUUUCCAGCUGCACCCACAGUCUAUAUAUUGGCCAAUAUCUAUAAUGUGGAAACAUUAAUCAUUUCAGCUGGAUUAGUCAUCUCGACUUUGUUGUCGGCACCAAUUAUUUUUGUAUCAACAAAUAUGAUUCGAUUCUCGAAACAAAUUCAUUAUGAUCAAUUGAAUGAUGAUCUCAUGCAAACAAUAUUCGCUGCCAGUGUUAUCAGUCUGUUUGGUUCAAUACUUUUGCUGUAUAAUUUCUAUUUAACAUUUCGUUUACGAUCAAUUAUACAUCGUUGGUCAUUUAAAUUACUCAUUGGUCAUAUGAUGCUUAUUAUUGGUGGACUUUUAUUUCGAGCAAAUGACCACUAUUCAAUCAACAUUAUGAAUGUUGUGGACACAUCAUCAUCAGCAGCGUUUGGUUCGACCAUUUCUGUUAUACAAUACUUUCUUUUUCAAAUUGGUUUCUUUACAAUGAAAUUAUCACUCGCAUUUCUAUCCAUAACGCUGGUUUUUCUAUAUGCUCGUAGUCUUUGUUUUGUAAUCAAAAUAUCACGAAUAUUCACGAUGAUAAUGUUGAUCAUUUUACCCGUUUAUAUUGUCAUCAUAACAUUUACCUAUGGACAAACAAUGAAUGGUGGUGGUGAUGAUGAUUUUCUUAUCGAUCUUUAUUAUGGAAUCAAUACUGGUCAUCUAACUAUAUCGAUUAUAAUGUCAUUCCUGACUAUUAUAACAGCACUUGUAUCAUUUAUAUUGAUUCAUCAUUAUAAAAAUCGUAUUGAAUAUGAAAGACAACAACAGAAUGAUUUAGAACAAUUGCUUGAUGAUCAAAAUGUUGACAAUCAUCAACAAUCUAAUUCAAUAAUGAUUAGACCUAGUACAUUGGCCAAUAAUCAUCACCAUCAAUCGUUAGAUGUUGAAGAUUUAUAUCAAAACAUUGUGGCAAGUCGUACAAGUCUUGCGAUUGACAAUGGCGAUUUCUAUAAAGAACGUUGUAAUGUUCAUUGUCAUUCACAAUGCACUACAAUACAAACGGGUAAUGCUGCUGUUACUGUUGAAUCAUUGGAUUCGAUUCCCAAGAAAGAUUGUAGGGAUCGUUUAAUAAGAUAUAAACACCAGAUUGAAAUGGCAAUGGAAGCUUUUGAAGAAAAUGAUUCUGGCCAAUUAGAUAAUGGUGAUUUUCAUCAAAUACAACAGCACUUAUAUUUGGUUAUGUUAUCAUUAUUGAUCGUGGUCAUUCAUUCCAGUAUUGAAUUGAAUCAUUUGAUUGCCGAUAAACCAAAUGGUAUUCUUGUCGAGAUGAAAUUUCUCGAUAUAUUACUUGUAUUUAGCCAUGGUUUCAUAAUGUUCAUAAUAUUCGGUUUGGAUGCUGAAAUCAUUUUGGCCAAAUUACGUACUAUUCGUCGGAUGAUUUGCUGCGGUUCAGGAAAUUCACAAGAAAUUUAUCUUCCACCUGCCGAAAGUUUAAAUGCUGAUACACGAGAAUUUUGUCGCCGUUUUUGUCGUGAUUAUCGCGAACAAAGUAUUAGUGAUAUUACAUUUCGUCUUUCGAAUAAUCGUACUGAUGAUAAUGAUAAUCAAUCAAAUUGUAAAUUAUAUUUUUGUGGUCGACAAUUGGUCGAUUGGUUAAUGGCCAAAAAUUUGGCAACGGAACGUUCUGAAGCGAUUGAUCGUUGUCAUCAACUUUUAUAUGGUCGUGUAAUCGAUAGUCGUAAAAAUAAACCAUUAGAUCUUGGUCUUUCAUUACGUUUGGCUAACAUUUCAUUGAAUAGCGAAUUGAAUCUUGUAUUAGAUACGUCGCGUCAGAAAUCUACCAAUAUUGAUCUAACCAUUGUCAUUCAAUUUGCUGAUAAAGCCAGAAAAAUGGGUCAAUUCAAAUCGGAUCAAACAUUAUGGCAAGUGAUCAAUCAGCUUUUCACUAGUGACGAUAUUCCCGAAUUGAAUGAUUGUGAUCAAUAUAUAUUUUCGAUUAAUUAUAUGAAUAAACAGUUUGAUGGUCGUACGGUUCUGGAACAAACACGAUUAAAAUCACUUGGCCUACAAGGUCGUGUUAUUCUACGUUUGAAUUGUCGGCCAGCAAGUGAGGUUCGACCUAUGCAGAAAUAUGUAGAAAAUAUUCAAUUUAAAAAGAUUGAAAAAGAAAUUGUCAAAGUUGAACAACCAGAACCUAUGCAAUGUACAAUCGAACCAAAGAAAAUGAACGAAGUCAAAAUAGACGAUCCAAUUAUGCCGGCCGUCGUAGUAGAGCCUAAACCUCCACCUGAAAAUAAAUCUGAAGAAUGUAAAACAGUGGAAAAAGUUUCGAAUGUUGAAGAAAAAGUAAAGCCAAAUCCACCAGUUGUUAUUGAACCAGAAAUCCAUUUACUUGGUGGAGAAAAUGAAGAACUGCUUUAUUCAUUGGAUGAACAGGUACAAUUCGUUGAAGAAGAUUUACCGGCCGAAUUUUUCGAACAUACUGCCAAUGAUCUAAAACAUUUACUCGCCGAACUACGACGACAACGAUCGACGAAUGAAGUAGAAUUGGAAACACAACAAUUACGUGCAAAUCGUGAACAACAAAAACGUCAGCAAUUCAAACAGACUAUUCUGCGUAUCAUUUUCCCUUAUGAUCGAUUGGUUAUGCAAGCUGUUUUUAAACCAACUGAUUCGAUUGAGUUGGUAGCCAAUGUAAUCGGUAAAUAUAUCCGUCAAUCGAACAUUGAUUUAUUUGUAGCACCACCAAAAACUAAAUUGGAUCGACAAUCAAAUCUUUAUGAUGUAAAAUUGGUUCCAUGUGGUAUUGUCUAUUGUACAUCCAGUAAUGAUCAAAAACCAUUGAUUAGAGAUGAAUUUCGAAAUGUUUUAACAACAUUUUCAAAUGUUGCCAUUCAUGCCAGAAAUAAAACGAAAAAAAUGUAAAAUAAAAUAAAAAUUCUUAUUUUUCAUUUCUAAAAAACCAUAACAAGUUUUAAAUAAAUUGAAUUAAUCGAUUGUUGAGUAUCGAUAGCGAAA
Messenger RNA from Dermatophagoides farinae (American house dust mite), 4220 nucleotides. The record is from RefSeq and is a predicted model, not a curated record. NCBI's taxonomy places the organism in Eukaryota, Metazoa, Arthropoda, Arachnida, Sarcoptiformes, Pyroglyphidae.